Molecule: messenger RNA, 7364 nt
Organism: Dermacentor andersoni
Lineage: Eukaryota; Metazoa; Arthropoda; Arachnida; Ixodida; Ixodidae
Biological process (GO): regulation of transcription by RNA polymerase II; DNA repair
Cellular component (GO): nucleus
Molecular function (GO): RNA polymerase II cis-regulatory region sequence-specific DNA binding; DNA-binding transcription factor activity, RNA polymerase II-specific
Source: RefSeq, a predicted model, not a curated record
CUAGCAUGAAUUUUAGUUCUUGUGUAAAUGUAUUUUGGCCAUAAGUGGAAAACCCCAGAGUACUAAUGUUGAAAAUAAAACCUAUAAGAAAAAGAAAUAUUGACAAAGCUUUAAAGAAUGAAAAUUCACAGUGUAAGCUCAUCAGAAAUUAUGUGCUUUGUCUUUUAGUUGAGGUUUUUUCACAAAAACUUAAAUGUGGUUUGUAAUGAGAGACAGUCCUGAAUGCUGACAAUCCUAACUAUGCUGUCACACUACAGUCACUCAAUGUGGAUCUAGCUUCUUUGCUUCUUCCUCCAAGCUUGGUGUCAGUGUCUUAACAAGUAAACGCAGCGUGGGCUUUCUCAUACAGCUGUAUAAAGGAAAACAUAGACAUUUACAGGACAAAGGACUCCUAUCGGAUAGACUUAGCAAAAGGUCUCUGCACUUGCGUGAUGGGGGUAUUUAAUAGCUCAUGCGAUUCAGAGAUGUUUCAAGCAUUAAACAGGUUUAAUAGUUCUUUGUACAUGCACCUCUGCUCACAAGCUUCCAUCAGAAGUCACAAAACAUUGCGUUAGCCUGCAAGUCAUUAUUUCACUCACAUAAUUUACCAUGAGGCCUUGUGGAUUUGUAUUUAUGAAGAAGGAUUAAGCAGUUACACGAAGUGGAAAUUAAAACGAAGCAGCUCUCAUGUAUUGUGCGAAUCAAUGCUAUAGGAAACAUUUUGCUGGUAACUGCCUAUUCAGCAUCGAUACGGUUUAUGUGGAGUGGUACCAGGCAGACAAACCUGUUUCUAUAAAAUUAACAACUUUUUGUAUGUUUUUAUCGCUUUGAAUGUUGCUAUUCCAGCAAAAAAAGACACAUUAUUUCAUGCUGAGAGUGUGUCCAGCGGCGUAUGACAUUUGUCGUACGUGAAAGCGAAUAAUUCUGCUAUUGGCUUCAAGUAGCAAAGCAAAAUUCAUGCCAUUUCUGUUGCUCUAAGCAAAAGCACGCAUGCAGUUUGGAUGCUAGCACAAUGCUGGCAGAUUGAUCUCUCCAUGCCAGUGUUGACCCAACUUGCCGCGUGAGGCACUGAUAGUUCUUGCUGCGACACGGCGCCUGGGCAGUGUCAGUAGUCCAUACGCUAUUAUGAAGAAAGGCAAAUUUUCUUUUAAGGCUACUAUUAAUGAAUUUGCACAGGAUUAUUUUUGUACACUCUCAAAACUAAGAAAAGUAAAGACAUUUGUUCUCCUCAGCUUAAGGAAUUCCAGAUCCAAGUUUCUGCAGGUAAUGUGACGGCAUCCCUGUUUUGGGACCAAGAAGGGCAUACCUUGGUUUAGCUGUAAGUGGGUGCUACAGUAACAGCAGUCAAUUAUUUAUCAUUGAUGGUAAAAUGAGGCAGAUCAGAUUGACAGGCUUUUAAAAGCACGUUUAUCCUAUAGGUUAUGCAUGCCAUGGCCGAAUCCAUUCUUUGAAAGCUGAAGAGCAGCUCGAUAAGGACUUGCCAAUCGGACUUAACAGGAACAGACUCCACUAGACCUGAGGUUGCCAUCUGUACACAAAUACAGCCACAGCUUGAAGAAUGUGCCUGCUAGAUAUGGUGUCAGAGCUGUGUUUUUUUUUUUUUUUUACACACCCAUAAAAUUAGCCCAACUGUUCUCGUACCAUGAUACAAGGGUGUAUUAAAAAUCAUGCCAACCAUUUUGUGCAUUGUGUUGUGGGGUGGUCUAUGAGAUACUUCUCACUUGUGUCAAGUUCAAUGUGGGCCAAACAGACCACUGCUUAAAUGGCUAUCGGAGGAAGCAUUCAAACAAUAUAAAUUGGAUGGUGCAGCGCAAAUUGCAAGGCCUGCUCACAUCAGCCAUACUUUCGCACAUUAUGAUCCCGGGCAGGAGCAGCAACAAAAGAGCAUGUGAACUCAUGAAGGCAUAUUUUAUCAGGGAGAUCACACUACCAACCAUAAAUGCGCUGCAAGGCAAGGCAUAAGGGAACGAGCUCUUCCAGGAAUGCGCCCAAGUGUUGCUAGUGAUCGCAAGCUCGGACACCAUCUGGUUCUUCCAGCGCAAUUAACUAGAAUAAUAUUCUAGCACACAAUACAGUAAUACAUAAAGUUAUGUUUUAACUAAGCUCAAAAGUUGAAGCAGCUCUAGCAGCGUGUGCAGAACUAUAAACCGGAACACGCCAUACUUGUUUCACAAACAUCACUAUCACGUGGUUACAAUUGUGAGCAGCGUUUUGGCCCAUAAUUUCACAUCUACCAUGCAUGUGUCACCAGUUAUCACCUUUUCAAUACGUCGAAAGACACUUAAAUGGAACAGCUCCAAAAGUAGCAGUUCAUGAUCAGCUACAGCAAUGUUUUCUUGAGUGGCCAGGGCGGCAGACAGGCUGCUUUUUAACAGCGGAGCUGUUUAAGGUUGAGCUCCAGCCGUGCCCGGCGACCGCUCAAAACUCGGCGCAGCUAUGCAAAGCGAAGUGGAGAGAAGGAAAGGCUAGGCGAAGCAUAGAGAGGCAACAGCUAGGAGCGCGCGUCGCGGCGCAGGUGUUUGGGUGAGGAGGCGCGCGGUGGGGGAUUGCCUGCGCCUAUCGAUGACGCAAGCCCUGACGUGCACGUGCACUAGUUGGCGUGCGCCGGCGGCAUCAGUGCCCGAUCCACCGAUGAUUAGCAUGGGCAGACCUAAGAAGGUGCUCUCCCCCGAGGAACAAGUGGAGCGACGGCGCAGUAAGCGGGAAGCCGAGCGUGAGCGGUCUAAGCGGCGUCGGGAAGAUCGGGAUUUCCGGGCGAGGGCUGCCGAAGCUAAAAGGCAGAGGAGGGCCGACGAUCCCGAGUUGCGGGCCAGGAGACUUGCUGCGGAACGGCAGUACGAUGCAACCCAUCGCGAGGAGAGAAGACGGGCAGCCCAGCAGCGAAGAGCUUCCGAUCCUGGCUUGCGCGUAGUGGAAAGCUUUAGGCGGACACAGAGACGAGCCACGACUGGCGCCGACGGGCGAUUGAAACGCCUCAAAAAUGCAAUGAGCCUAGCUGAAAGUAUCACCGCCAUAACGGCUUGCUCCGGCCCUUCCAAGGCCAUCGGUCAGGUUGAGGUUGGCACGCAGUGCAGCUUCCCUCUGGCUGACAAGUCUGUUUGGUGCUGCUUCAGAGCAGGCAGCGAGUCAAGGAGCGUGCAGACCACAGAGGCUGUGGAUCAUUCAAGCUCCUCUUCAGCAUCGAGGCCUACUUCUCCGGCAACAGCAAGCGGUGACAAUACACAGCAGAAAUGCCUCCACCAAGACCAUCUCUGUGACUAUGAGGCUGUUAAACUGUUUCAUGUUGAAGCACAUGCCAGGGUCCAUACUGGUGAGCGUCCGUUUGAGUGCCAUUUGUGCCCUCAGAGCUUCUCAAGAAAAGACACCUUGAAGAGGCACAUGUGGAUUCACACGGGUGAGCGGCCAUUUCAGUGUCCUUCAUGCCUUCAGAGAUUCUCACAAAGGUCCAAGGUCAAGGAACACUUGCGUACUCACACGAAUGAGAAACCAUUUCGAUGCCCUUCAUGCCUUCAGAGCUUCUCACGAAAUACUUACCUGAAAAUCCACCAGCGCACCCACACAGGUGAGAAGCCAUUUCAGUGCCCUUCAUGCUUUCAGAGCUUUUCACGAAAGACCCACCUGAAAACCCACCUGCGCACCCACACAGACGAGAAGCCAUUUCAAUGCCCCUCAUGCCCUCGGAGCUUCUCGCGCAAGUCCAACAUGAAGGCACACCUGCACACCCACACAGGCGAGAAGCCCUUUCAAUGCCCUUCAUGCCUUCAGAGCUUCUCACGAAAGCCCCACCUGAAAGCCCACCAGCGCACCCACACAGGUGAGAAGCCAUGGCAGUGCCCUUCAUGCCUUCAGAGCUUCUCGCAUAAGUCCAGCAUGAAAGACCACCUACGCACCCACACGGGCGAGAAGCCAUUUCAGUGCCCUUCGUGCCCUCAAACUUUCUCGCAUAAGUCCAGCAUGAAAGACCACCUACGCACCCACACAGGAGAGAAGCCAUUUCAAUGCCCUUCAUGCCUUCAGAGCUUUGCACGAAAGUCCCACCUGAAAACACACCUGCGCAACCACACAGGUGAGAAGCCAUGACAGUGCAAUUGAUGCCCUCAAAGCUUCUUGUAUAAGUCCAGCAUGAAGCAACACCUGCACACCCACACAGGCAAGAAGCCAUUUCAGUGCUCUUCAUGCACUCAGAAAUUCUCACUGAAGAGUGCCUGGCACCAACACCUGACAAGUGACCGACCAUACCGCUGUGCUGUCUGCUCCAAGUCAUUUGCACGGGCCAAUCACUUGAGCAGAUAAGAAAACACAACACCGUGGUACUGUGGGGUAGGUUAAUAGACAUGGAGCGUGCUGCAAGGUGUCCUGCUGCAUCAGGUAGCACAAGUGUCUCCAUAUGCUCUUAAAGGGGCCCUGGAACACAUUUUCUGGGUCACCAUAUUUGCUCUAGAUCUUUUCUCAGCGUGUCCUAACACAAAGAGCUAGCAGAAAUGAUGAACAUCGACCCAUACAAACCCAUGUUAUCGCUCAUAAUAUAUUCAAAAUACAACCAAAAUGAGAGUUCGUGCUACUUUGACUGCUGUCAGUUUAAGGAAUGUUCCACAAAUUUAGUUAGAAGCUUUCAGGGUCUAUGUUCACAGGUGAGCUUCCACUGUUCUCAGCAGUGUGCACACACGUGUGCACCAGUGUGCACAUACUAGUGUGCACAGCAUGAUAGGCGUUCACAGUAGUUGUGGUGGCUGAUUGCCCAAGAAACCAAAUUCUGCUUUACACGCACUGCUGUCAGUUCAGCCUGCGCAUGCCCAAUCUCUAUCUCAUUGUCUAUGGGUACAAACAUUUCAAAGGCGAGCUUCCUGCGAUGGUAUGUUGCCGGACAUCCCUGCUGCCUAGGCCUAAUCAGCGUGCCUCAUUGGGAGUCGGCAACCAAAGUCGUGCUGUUGUGCCGAAUCACUGCAACGAUUCAGUGACUGUACGGCACUUCGAAAGUGAAGAAACCGCCUCAACAACAAACGGGAAGGCGCAGGUGGCUCAGGCAACACUCGAAUGACAGCAGCUUGGGGUCACAGUCACCGUGUUUUCGAUAUUGCUUGCGCUCGAAUCAGUGCAAGAAAUAGCACAAGCUACUGUACGGCAUCCGAAAUUUUUAUCACAAUUCUACUUUAGUUCCAUGGAGUUGAUGGUGGUGCUGGGGGAAAUUCGAAUAAUCUGGCAGAUGUGAAAAUUUAGUCAGCGACUUACUUUCCUCCAUCACAUUUUACUUUGUCUGCAUCAUGCCAAGUCCGUGGGUCCUCAGACUUUAACCUGUCAACAUUCAUAAAUUUAAACGGAUCCAAACAUCGGGGUCGCAUGCUUCGAUUCUAAGAUGCGCGUGGCACCUUGGGCUACAUAUUUUGCACUUCCGCAGCCUUAGAAAAACUUUUUUUUGCUUAUAGUGCGGACAUUUGCUAUUCUGGUGACUUUUGCUAUAAGCGGUCUGCACUGUGUUGUAAGGGUAUAAGGAUUAUUAUUAUUCUACUAUAACUAUCAAAGUAACCUAUCUUAACCAUCUUGUGACUUAAGGGUUCGAUCCGAUAAAGCAUGGUGCAAUCAGGCAGUACUGUCUGAACAUUCCAGCAACAUUUCUAUCAUUAUGGGUAGUCCACCUGGUAUUGGCUGUCAAGAAAUCAAUGCAUCAGAGGUUAUCAACAUUAUAAGGCCCAUGACAUUACACAAGACAUCUAGGCAUGGUCAAUGAGUAAACAUAAUAAAACUAACAUUUUUAUGCCCAUCAUUAGAAAAGAUUUUUCAUCACAAAUUUCUCCCAGACAUAUCUGCUAAAGAUAGGGUAAUAUUAAUUUACAAAAUCUGAUCUGGAGACAUUAUACAUCUACCAUCUUAUGACCCGUUAUUUAUAAACAAAUCUUUUUCUUUAAAAGCACAUUGUGAAACGAAUCAUAACAUUUCUUGAGCAUUAUAACAUAGUAACUCUCUAAAGCAACAGGGUAUUUAUAAAUGUGAACUUAUGUAGUGGAGCCGGCCAUGCUGCCAAGAGAAUCGGGCUUUCUUGGCUCUUAAAGCGAUCACUUGUACUUUCCAAAGAGUCCUGUGUAUGUGAAUGAGCUGUUUGUCUGUUUUCUGGUGCUCUGUUUAUGCUGUUAAUAAACAACAUUUCGUAACACACAGUGUAAUGGCAGAAAGUUGCUAACCUUAUGAGAACUAGGACCUGAUCACUGUUUUAUAAUAAUACCUGUGCAAGUGACUGUUCGUUGUACGAAAAGUAUUCAAUACUUGAUUCCAUUUGAUUCCUUUGUCACACUGUUCGGAUGUAAAAAAUGACGGUCUGCACGCUUUUACAAAGUAUGUAUGUUCUGUAAUGCAUUGUAGUGCUUAAUAUUACAUUACAGAUGUCUGACUGAUUUGCUUUCCAAGUUUUGUUAUAAAAUGCUGUGUGUUUCUUUGUCUUUCUUUGUGUAACAUUUCUUCAUAACCUGGACAUUACACGGGUACAAAAAAUUAUGGGAGAUAGAAAAUUAAACAUAAAUAUUGGUUUAUCAUGCUUUUUAUUUGUGUGGAGUAUUCUGUCGUUCUAACGAAUUAAAAAAUGAGCGAUCCAUCACAGUAUUGACAAUAACGAAGCAAAUAUCUGUUAGCACAUGCCUGAAAGCAUAUAUUUUGGUAGCAAAAACAUCACAUACAACCUCACAAACCGUGAAGUGGCUGUCGUGAUGAUGGCACAGAACACUGACAGGUGCACAGCUGGUGGUUUUAAGGGCUAGGCAUUGUUACGAUUGGCCUGCGGAGGCUGGCGAUCUUCGGAGAAGCGACCUCCGAACCCUUCCCAGCCCACUGCAACGACUCGCUUUGUAAAGACAACAAUGCGCCUCCUCGACAGCCCAAUGGUGCCAGCAUGUCUAGCCCUGUUUGGCAGACCGAGUAGUGUUGGUUCAUUCGCUGUGGCCUUCACGGUUUGCUUGGAGCAAGAGAACUCCUAGAACAGGGUGUUUUGCAGUGCUUUCUCACGGGCCCCAGAAGUCGUCACAAUCUAUGGACAGACGUGGCGGCUAGCUGCGGGGUCAGCUCUGGGAUCAAGAGGCGCCUGCUUGGGUCAAGACCCCUGUCUACGAGAACCCUCUCACCUCGGUGUGUUCAGUGAAACCAAAGUGCGGAAGUGAGUGUGUGGACUCUCCCCCUCAAAGGUGGGUCAACUACGACUAUGAUGGCUUUGGACGCUCCCAUUGGACAAAGGUUUAACGGCAGUUUUUCCUCACCUAGGGAUCUAAGGAGGACAGAGGGUUUUUAAGCAGCCGUGUACGGCUGCUGUGUGUGCUUUCUCUUUCAGUCAUGCUAGACUGAUGGAAUGUAACGUUCUCCACCUCUUCAUGUAGAUAUUGUAAAUAAAUCCCAUAUUCCUCGUU